AUGUUUGAUAUUAUUCAACAAACACACAUUCAAACUGGACACGGAGGACGUACUCGGAUGAUUAAAGAAUUGCAAUGUAAAUACAAAAAUAUUAUAUAUGAAAUCGUUAUGCUAUAUUUGAGUUUAUGCAUUCAAUGUCAAACAAAACAAAAAGCACCUAGAAAAGGCAUUGUUGUGAAGCCUUUAAUAAGUUCAGAGUUAAAUUCCCGAUGUCAAAUAGAUCUUGUUGAUAUGCAAACAUGUAAAGAUGGAGAAUACAAAUUUAUUUUGAACUAUCAAGAUCAUUUGACAAAAUUUAUACAACUACGGCCAUUAAAAUCUAAAACCGCGGAAGAAGUUGCCCAUAAUUUGUUACAUAUAUUCUUAACUUUUGGAGCACCAAAUAUUUUACAUUCUGAUAAUGGUAGGGAAUUUGUGAAUAAAAUAAUCACAGAACUGUGUUUUAUGUGGGAUGGUGUAAAAAUAGUUCAUGGCAAACCACGCCAUAGCCAAACACAAGGUUCAAUAGAAAGAGCGAAUCAAGAUAUUCAGAACCUACUAAGAGCAUGGAUGUCCGAUAAUAAUACUAAUAAAUGGGCGGAUGGUCUAUAUUUUGUUCAAUUUACAAAAAAUACAGCAUACCACGAAGGUAUAAAGCAAAGUCCAUAUGAAGCUAUGUUUGGCACAAAACCCAAAAGGGGUCUGUUUUCGUCUUCUCUUCCUCGAGAUAAACUACGUCAACUUGAAUCAGAAGAGCAUUUGGAAAACGUAAUCAAAUAUAUGAAUUGUGAAAAAGGUGAUCGAGAAAAUGAAAAGUCGAGUGAUGACGAACAACACGAAAAUAAUAAGACAGAUUGUGAAAAAGGUGAUCGAGAAAGUGAAAAAUCGUGUGAUGACGAACAACAGGCAAAAAAAAUAUCAAAUAAACCAAUUGACAGAAGAAAAGAAAAAAUAAUUUUGAAUAGAGAAGUAGCUAUCACAAGUCUCCAAGUACAAGCCGUAAAAAUGUUGAGAACUUUAAUUUAA
Rhopalosiphum padi (bird cherry-oat aphid) is the source of this 1005-nucleotide messenger RNA. Its product is annotated as KRAB-A domain-containing protein 2-like. The record is from RefSeq and is a predicted model, not a curated record. The coding region runs from base 1 to 1005 and encodes 334 amino acids. Gene Ontology annotation, molecular function: nucleic acid binding. The transcript is spliced from 4 exons. Gene Ontology annotation, biological process: DNA integration. NCBI's taxonomy places the organism in Eukaryota, Metazoa, Arthropoda, Insecta, Hemiptera, Aphididae.